UAAAAUGCAUCGAUUGAAUCCAAUCACCUAGACACGAUACCAUCAGGCCCAGUACCUAGAACUUCUGGUCACCAUUAGGACUGCACGUAGGACUUUCAGGAGCCAUUAGGAGUUAGGACCAUGAGGCUGGAGAAGUUCCACCUGCGCUACCACCCCCCAGGGCUUGUGCUGGAGUAUAUUCAGAAGGGAGUCUCCAAGACCAAGGAGAUAGACCUUCUGGAGCUGGACUCCAGCACGGACAUCCCGGCGCUGGCGACGGAGCUGGUCGCCCGGGAGCCGCUGCUGACGGCCGAGGUGGACCCCCAACUGCGCCAGUGCUUGCUCAUGCUGCAGAAGAGGACUGAACAUGAAGGUCCAAGCGGCAAAAGGUUCUACAUCUACAAAACACUCCAAACUCACGUCCUUCCGCUUACCAACGUCGCAUUUGACAAGACUGGAAGCAGGUGUCUCUCGGGCAGCUACGACCGCACGUGCAAGGUGUGGGACGUGGAGCGCGGUCGUGACGUCACCACCCUCACCGGGCAUCAGAACGUCGUGUAUUCUGUCGGCUUCAACUUCCCAGUGUGCAACCGCGUAGUGACCGGCUCGUUCGACAAGUCGGCACGAGUCUGGGACCCCCUCACCGGCGAGUGUCUCAGCGCGCUUUGGGGGCACCGGGCCGAGGUGGUGGCGGCGCAGUUCAGCCCUCGAGGAGAUCACGUGGCCACGGCUUCCAUGGAUAGCACGGCUAAGCUGUAUGAUGCUGAUACUGGCGCAGAGAUCCACACAUACGUCGGCCACACGGCAGAAGUGAUAGCCCUUCAGUUUGAUCCCAACGAAGGUUCCAGAAUCAUCACCGGCUCCUUCGAUGGUACGGUAUCCAUGUGGGACACCAGAGUCAAAGAUCGCGUGUGCGUGCUAAUGGGCCACGAGGGUGAGAUCUCGAACGUGCAGCUGAGCUGGGACAGCCGCCUCGUGGGCUCCUCCUCGCUGGACCGCAGCGCCAAGCUGUGGGACGCGAGGGAACGAGCCUGUUUGGCUACUGUGUCUGGGCAUACUGAUGAGGUGCUGGACAUCAGCUUCGACUGGGCGGGCGCGCGGCUGGCGACGGCGUCCAGCGACCGCUCGGCGCGCGUCUACGACGUCAAGACCGACUUCAAGGAGCUGGCUGUGAUGACGGGGCACAGGGAUGAGGUUUCCAAGGUGUGCUUCAGCCCGGCGGGGGGCAGCCUGCUGACGGCCUCCGCCGACCGGAGCGCCCGCAUCUGGAACACGGCCACGUGGAACUGUAUUCAGGUGCUGUCUGGCCACGAGGGGGAGAUAUUCUCGUGCGCGUUCUCGUACGCCGGCGACGCCAUCAUCACCGCCUCCAAGGACAACUCGUGCCGCGUGUGGAGGUGACUCGACUGGUGGACCUCCACACACAAUACCUCCACGGAGAGUGAACAAUGAGUUCUUGUAAAUGUAACUAUGUGUUGUGUAAGUUGGGUUUGAUGCGACAAGUGGUGGUAGAAACUCUUCACCAAGACUGU
This is a messenger RNA of Plutella xylostella (diamondback moth), 1511 nucleotides long. RefSeq lists its product as uncharacterized. Gene Ontology annotation, molecular function: protein binding. Lineage: Eukaryota; Metazoa; Arthropoda; Insecta; Lepidoptera; Plutellidae. The record is from RefSeq and is a predicted model, not a curated record.